Symsagittifera roscoffensis is the source of this 1118-nucleotide messenger RNA. Its product is annotated as mucin-2-like. Lineage: Eukaryota; Metazoa; Xenacoelomorpha; Acoela; Convolutidae. The record is from RefSeq and is a predicted model, not a curated record. The coding region runs from base 1 to 1098 and encodes 365 amino acids. The transcript is spliced from 8 exons.
AUGUCAGGGAUUAACCAGUGGCAGUUCUUCUCCUUCCCCUACAAAGUGGGCAGUGUGGUCACCUUCAAACUGGACGUGAAACAGAAACUGGAUGCAAAAGUGGACAUACACCUCAAAGCGUAUGUCUCCUUCUCCAAUGUGGUGCCGACUGCUCAGUAUAACGAUUUCUCCUACACCAUUGUGCCUGGCAAGAACUCAACUAUGGUACUCAGGCCAUCCAGCGAGUUUCUGGACGACAUCUGUGAGCCACUGGAUAAAAAGCCGGACAAAGGAGGGGAUUCGAACUCCCCUCCCAAUCCAGAUGACUCACACACUCUCAACUUUGCCAUCAUCCCCAUCAUCAUCCCUCUAUACCACUCGGGUGGCACGGCGAAACCAGGCGCAGGCUCUAUAGACUACUUGUGGCCUUCGGAUUACUACCCCUCUUUUGGCAUUGGAGUAGACAUUAACGAUCCGACGACAACGUCCCUGACAACAAGUAGCACCACUAGUUCUACGAGUAGCGGCACGAGCAGCUCAACCACGAGCAGUACGACUAGCUCUACGACUAGCUCAACCACUAGUAGUUCUACUAGUUCGACUACAAGUAGCACUACAAGCAGCACUACUAGUUCGACUAGUAGUUUCACGAGUAGCCCAACGACUAGCAGUACAAGCAGUCCUACUACCAGCAGUACUACAAGUAGCACUACCAGCUACACAACUAGUGCAACCACCCCUCUGACUACAACUGCACCCAAAACUCAGGAUGAGGACUCUGGUCCCGAUAUUCCGGGCAUAAAUGACAUGGGGGUGGGGGAAGUUGAGGCGAGUGGGGAGACUAAACCUAUUGUGGAGUGCAAUGCAACUUGUCAAGCGGAGAAUAAAGAUGUGGUGGAGGUUGAAGCACAGGGAAAAGACCAGGAUGCGUCUGCUUUGAACAAUCUGGAGUAUGCACUGGACGUGAUACACCCGGAAGCACCACUGGCUGUACAGAAAUACGCUCAGCCAAGUGCAAGAAUGGCUGGCAUCAUCCGAAUUGAGGCAUCACGGAUGAACACAUUACUUUUCACACUUAUACUUAUUGCAACACUUGAAGCAGUGCAUGCUCUAGGAUAGACGAACAGAGAAAAAGUAUA